GACGCCUCCCCACGGGCUGGCCGCAAUGCAAAUAGCGCUACUGUUUGGUGCUGCUGGUGCUGUAGGUGCUGGCGCUGGCGCUGCUGAAAGUAUGCUAUAAUAUCCGCCGGGCUUUUCAGACUGCCCUCCUCCUCUCCCUCGCGUUCGCCUCUAUUCCAGUGAUUGGCCCAACAGAAACACUGUACUAACAACAUAUUUUUUCUUUUCUUCUUUUAUCCAGCCCCAGGGCGUGCGGUGGCGCUGAAUUCGCUUUUACAAUGCCGAGCUCAAUACUACUCUUCCCGACCUAAACUAACCCAUUAUACACGUCUUCCCCACUCUCUCCCCAUACAACCUCGGGCUAUCACCAACAAAUAUCAAUCUGGCUGAGAUUCAGUCUAUCAUCAUCAGAAAAUUCAUUACUAUGGCUUCAGAAAAGGGUCCCCCAGGCAAAGGGAAAGGGAAAGGGAAAGCUAAAGAUGCCCUACUCUUCCUCGAUGUUAGCAACGCCUCUGAAGACUCCAAGGCGUCUAAUAGGAAAAAGGCCCGUGCCCAUAUCAUGAACCAGUAUCACCGCAAACACCGUAACGCUCUGGUACGGCAGCAGCCUGAAAAAUCAAACAAAAUCAAUUUUUGGAACAGAACUAACAUGUACUCUAGAAUACUGCUGAUCGGCUACAUGUCCCUGCUGCGACGCGUGCUGGUUCUACGCCUGCUAGCCGUAGCCUGAGCAGCAGCGCCUCGCCCGUCUCUCGCAACUUUGAGCCUGGCCAUAUUAUCCCUACCGACCUGCUGCAGCAGCAGUUCCAUCUGUUUGGCUGGAACAACACUGUGAUUCGACCGCAUCUCUUUGGAAUUCCCAACCCGGGCGUCUUUGAUCUAGUCCAGUUCCCGUUCCACCUGUCUCGGCGCGACGAGAUGCUUCUGCACCACUACGGUCAGGUAUUCAACCACUCCAAUAUCCCCGUAUGGCCAAAAGGAGACUGGCUCACCGUCGCUGCCAUGGACGACGCCGUGCUGCACGCCACGCUCAUCGUAUCCGCCCUGCACAUAGGCCUUCUUUUGAAAAAAAAGAUAUCCCCCGAUGCACUCCGCCACUAUAGCCAUAUCACGAAAAUCCUAAGCAAUCGGUUCAAUGACCCCACCAAGAGCCAGACAGACGCUACCAUCUUAACCGUCGCGUGCUUAACACUCAUGGAGAUCCUCAACGCGUCACCACUCAAAGCCGAACCCCAUGUUAAAGCCCUAGAACACCUUACUGCCCGGCGAGGCGGUGUCGACUCACUAGGCCUCAAAGGAAUGAUUAAACGAAAAGUAUUAUGGGCCGAUUUAAGCAGUGCUAUAGCCCAGCAAAUCCCUCCCCGAUUUAAACACGAGCCUACGCCAUGGUACCCAAACAUCUCACCAAUAGAUAUGUCCAAUAGCGAUCUAUGCAACGAAGCCCGACGAUUAGCAAACGAAACACGGAAUCCAGUGGAAACCAGCCAAAUAUUUGACCAUCUCCAGUGUUUAUCAUACGCUAUUAGUCUUAUAAACCGCUCCGAAAACCCAACAGACAAUCUGGCACUAAGCGACUACUUUUACGACUGCGAAUGGAAGGCAUAUGAUUUUUACUCAAGAGCCUUUAAAAACGCAUCCUCUCCUUCUCCCAACGAGCCGCCAUCGUUAUAUACACCGCUCUAUCUGGCAUCCUGCGUCGCCAUCAUCAUGUACAGCAAUAUCGCACUCCGCGAAAUCCCCAUCCAAGCAGGCAUGUUUGCACCGUUUAUUUCGUCACUACUACAGCUCCUCGAUGGCGUCGACUUGGAAGCAGUCAGUAGAAAGUACCCGUUGAUGUUGUGCUGGGUGCUUGCGAUUGGCGGGAUAGUUUCAUACGAGCGGCCCGAGAGGCAGCAGUACGUGCAGCUCUUCAGCAGGUUCUGCAAGAGUCAGGGAUAUGGCGAUUGGGAUACGGUAAAGACGUGUUUUCUUGACAGCGUGUAUGUAACGCCGCUGUAUGUAUCCGAGUUUCGCGACUUUUGGAAUGAUGUCGAGGAGGAGUGGAUUCUCGACGGUUUAUCAUGACAUGACACAAGCUGGUAUAUUCAUAAAAAAAUCAAAUUAUCCAACGAUG
[Torrubiella] hemipterigena is the source of this 2092-nucleotide messenger RNA. NCBI's taxonomy places the organism in Eukaryota, Fungi, Ascomycota, Sordariomycetes, Hypocreales, Clavicipitaceae. The record is from the annotation of a GenBank genome assembly.